Plasmodium malariae is the source of this 381-nucleotide messenger RNA. Its product is annotated as conserved Plasmodium protein, unknown function. The coding region runs from base 1 to 381 and encodes 126 amino acids. NCBI's taxonomy places the organism in Eukaryota, Apicomplexa, Aconoidasida, Haemosporida, Plasmodiidae. The record is from RefSeq and is a predicted model, not a curated record. The transcript has 3 exons.
AUGGCGUUAAAAAUAAAGAACAAAAUUGUAAAAAAAAAAGCCAAUAGUAAGGGUACUACCAAAAGGAAGAAAGAAAAAAAUGUAAUAAAUGAAUUGAAUGAUUCUUUAAAUUGUAAUCCUUUCAUGAAAAAAGAAGAAAUAAAACCAUUCAUUUUAAGCAUAGAGGAUGAAAGGAAGGAAGACAACGAAGUAGAAAGAAAAGGGACAUUUGAAAAAUUACUAAAAAAAAGAAUAAAGCAAAUGAAUAACAAAUUAAAAGAACUAAAUAAGGGGAAUACUGAAUUCAGCCAAAUGUAUGAAGAUGAUAUUGAAAAAUUAGGCAAAAGAUGGUAUGAAAAAAAAUUAGUUAACGAUGUACCAAGAAAAUUAACAAUAUUCUGA